GAACUGAAUGUAUAAACCCUAGAAAAUGUCAGUAGUACGUGUGUAAAGGUGCGUUCAAGUGCUCCACUGUGCUCGUGUUGCUCUCCACAGUGUGGGCGGGGUCCUUGCUGCUGUUUUCUUAGGUAGCCCGUUAAAAUGCCCGAACUCAAAACACUUCUUUUUCCAAGAUGGCGUCGAUGAAGGACAGCGACACCGGCCUGUGGCUUCACAACAAACUAGGAUCUACAGACGAGCUCUGGACGCCUCCGAGUAUCGCUUCUCUCCUUACCGUUUCAGUAAUCGACAACAUACGGCUGUGCUUUUCGAGUUUGUCGCCGCCGGUGAAGCUGAAACUCCUGCUCGGGAUGCUGCAUCUCCCCCGGCGGACCGUUGACGAGAUGAAGGAGGCCCUGUCCGAGAUAAUCCAGUUGGCGACAGUGGAUUCAGAGCCCUGGGUGCUGAUGGUUGCAGACAUCCUUAAGUCCUUCCCAGAGACAGGCUCUCUAAAUUUGGACCUGGAGGAGCAGAACCCAAAUGUUCAGGAUAUUCUUGGAGAGCUCAGGGAGAAAGUGGGUGAGUGUGAGGCAUCAGCCAUGCUUCCUCUGGAGUGCCAGUACCUGAAUAAGAGUGCGUUGACCACUCUGGUGGGACCUCUGACUCCCCCUGUCAAACACUUCCAACUGAAAAGAAAACCCAAGAGCGCAACGUUGAGAGCAGAGCUGCUGCAGAAAUCCACAGAGACGGCCCAGCAGCUGAAAAAGACCGCCGGAGUGCCUUUUCAUGCCAAAGGGAGAGGACUGGUCAAAAAGAUUGACAAUACGACACCUCUCAAGGGGAUUCCUAAGGCCCCCUUCCGCAGUCCCACUGCCCCCAGUAUGUUCAGCCCCCCCAGUAACCGCACACCUAUUCCCCCUGCACGAACACCCCUACGCAAAGAGAGGGGCGUGAAGCUGUUAGAUAUUUCAGAGUUGGACAUGGUUGGAGCUGGACGAGAGGCCAAGAGGAGAAGAAAGACACUGGAAACAGAAACCGGAGAGAAACCAGCCAAAGAAGAAGCGGUGGUGGAGAACACCACCCCAGACUACGCCGCAGGCCUCGUCUCUGCACAGAAACUGGGGGCUUUGAACGAGAAUCCUCUGCCUUCGACCAGCUACCUACCAGCCACACCCAGCAUGGUGCCCUCCUCCUCCUACAUUCCCAGCUCUGAGGCACAACCAGCCAAUGCUGGUGGUUCAGGACGGGAUACGCUGCAGUCGGCUCGUCAGCCGGAGGAGUCGGCGACGGCAGGCGCUGGCGCCGCUGCCACUUUACCGAGCCAGUACAAACAGAGGACGCCCAUGUACAACGCAAGCACCACGGCCAACCCCGCCACCCCCACAUCCCCCAGCACGCUAACCUCCACACCCGCCAGCAACGGACCCCCAGCAGCUGCGACCGCAAGCCAGCCAGAGACCCCCACCCAGCCUCCCAGCACACCUCAGACCCCCACCCCGACCCCUGCACCACCACAGCCUCAACCCAAAAAGAAUCUGUCACUCACGAGAGACCAGAUGUACGCCGCCCAGGAGAUGUUCAAGACGGCCAACAAGGUUACCAGACCAGAGAAGGCUCUCAUCCUGGGCUUCAUGGCUGGAUCCAGAGAGAACCCGUGCCCGGAGCAGGGGGACAUCAUCCAGAUCAAGCUGAGCGAACACACAGAGGUCCUGCCCAAAGCUGACGGCACCGGUAGCACCACCAUGCUGGUGGACACUGUGUUUGAAAUGAACUACUCCACAGGGCAGUGGACCCGCCUCAAGAAAUACAAACCCAUCACCAACACCUCUUGAACCCCCCCCUCCAAACACACCCACUCAUCCAAGACAUGUACCCACUCAGAACACACGUUUACACAAGUAUUUGCAGACACAUUGGGCCAAAUCAAGCACUGGGUGAAGCACUGUCAAGGAGAGAAAGGUCCUCCCUUUUCCUGCACAGCCAAAAUGCAGGAGUUUUUUUUCUUUUUUUUUUUCUUUUUUUUUUUUUUUUUGGGUUCGUUUUUCUUUACCUUUUUAUUGUUUUUGUUUUUAAGUCACCUCCUAUUCCUGAAUGACUCUGUGGUCAGGAGAGAGUUCUGAGAGCAGAGAGACUGUUGUCAACAAAACAUUUGUAUCUGUCUAAAUGUGACGUUCACAGUUUAUUCUUCGACAAUAGAAUCGCAGACGGGCAAAACAAGAUUAAAAAAAGAAAAAAGAAACAAAUGAAACCGACAAGUCAUCAAAGAGGCAA
Molecule: messenger RNA, 2244 nt
Organism: Sphaeramia orbicularis (orbiculate cardinalfish)
Lineage: Eukaryota; Metazoa; Chordata; Actinopteri; Kurtiformes; Apogonidae
Gene: nelfa
Product: negative elongation factor complex member A
Exons: 11
Coding region: 168-1805 (545 amino acids)
Biological process (GO): negative regulation of transcription elongation by RNA polymerase II
Cellular component (GO): NELF complex
Source: RefSeq, a predicted model, not a curated record